AGAAAAACCAAUUCGAUGGACAUUAAGUUAAUAACAUCAUAGCCAGGAGAAUUCAGAUUUCAGUAUCGCUCAUUGCCUGAUUUCAUUUCUCGGAGCCCCAAUAUCCCGCUGUGCCAUGCCGUAUGGGGUGGUUUUCAGCCAGGAGUGUGCGCAGUGACAGGUAAACGCGCAACCUGGAGGAAGAGCAGAGAGGAGGAGGCAGUCCUGUGAACCCGUGUGGCGAUGCAUCGAGGUAGACACGUCGUGACUCCCGAUGCCGAAACAUUCACGACUACGUCGGGUGACAGGUCAGUCUCGACCUGUUCUCGUUGGUACAACGGCCGUCCUUUUGCUGCUGGCCAUCUGGCCUGACAUUGUACCUGUCACACGUCUACAGACUGGAUCGAUUAAUAUUUGUCGUUCAAUUACUUUUUGGGCAGCUUUUCUCUGCAGCCGACGAGGGACACAUUCGAGGAAUUCGCGUGGAAUUCGCCUUGACGUCGUCAUCGUUGCUGGCCGAGUGAACAUACAUUUAAAAAGGCAGACAACGCGGAUUGAGAAUCCGCAGCAUGAACAGGUGGUGCAGCGUCAGCCGAGCACCAGGAAGGACAAAUAUCGGGGAAGAUGUAACAGUUUCAACAAAUUGCGGCUGCAAAAGGAGAAGCUCGAGGAGAAGCAUCUGCACCUGUUGCAGACUGUCGAGAGCGAGAAGGCAGCUAUAAGUGGCAGUAUACACAGCAAUGCGAGGCGCUCACGUUAGAGAUAAAGAAUCUUCGCCGGGCAGAA
Messenger RNA from Frieseomelitta varia, 765 nucleotides. RefSeq lists its product as uncharacterized. The record is from RefSeq and is a predicted model, not a curated record. Lineage: Eukaryota; Metazoa; Arthropoda; Insecta; Hymenoptera; Apidae. The transcript is spliced from 2 exons. The coding region runs from base 254 to 739 and encodes 161 amino acids.